AUGUCUUCUCUUUGUUCGCAGCUGCAUUCGGAGUAUCGCAGCACGUACAGAUGGCACGAAUACAAGGAGCAGCAGCAGCAACAGCAGGGGGUGGUCAAGCAGCCCGCCCCCACCCCUCCCUCCGCCUUGAAUCUUACCAGGGGACCCAUGGAGCCGGCGAUACCUCGUCGCAAGAAGUACCCCGGUGUGGCGUACAAGACGAACGAGCUGUUCGACCCGGCGCCCACUGACGAGAUCCGCCCCCAGCAGACGUCCGCCUUCGAGCGCGCCAGGAGCGCCCAGAGGAACGAGACAGAUCGCGCUGGGCGCCGUAGCAAGUCCGAGGGUCCACGUCAACCGCGCUGGACUGACACCGUCGAACCCAAGGCUACAACUGCCCUGGGUGAAGUGCUAGCGGCGAAGGAACCUGAGAUCGUGGUCAGCACGGAGUAUCGCAACCAGUUCGCUUGGCCCAAGGACUCCAGCGACUCCGCCCCUAGGAAGAGCAUCUCUAUGGGCGCGCUCAAGAAGGCCGCCGUGGCGGAAGGAUCAGUCGAGGCUGAACCACUGAUGAACCACGUCGACGGCGACCAUGACGAUCAUGGUCAUAAAAGAUAUAUAGAAGAUUAUCUAUGGAAUGGCCAAAAGCCUGGUGUCCAGAGAAAAUCGACGUUCCGUAGCGCACUAUCGGCCCUCAUAUACAACGGGGAGGAUCGUUCCAAAGAUAAUAGGAAACGUUACAAAAGCGAGUACAAAAAGAAAUUUAGACCGUUCUCUCAGUACGUGUACGAGGCAUCUAAAGGGACGUUUACGAAAUGCAGGGGGAAAGGGAAGACGAAUGAGGAAGCGAGCGAGAGGUUGGUGGUAGAGGCGGGCGAGAGCGGGGGUUCUGGGUCGGGGGCGGGGGCGGUAGCGGGGGCGAGGGCGGGGGCGGGAGCGGGGAAGGGGGCGGGUGCAGGGGAGGACAGUGCCAGCACGCUGCGCGCCGCCGGGCUGCAGCCGCUCGGGCUCGCGCAGGGCGACUCCUGGUACCGCGAGGUGCUGGACCUGCGCAAGCGCGCCGGCGAAUACAAGUAUCGUGGCUGGGGAACUGAACUAGCUCCUGAACACAUCACUCAGCUUUACAAUAAGCAAAUCGAGCUCUGGUACCAAGUCUCCCGUCGGUCCUCGCUGUCAGCCCUAUCACUCGCUUCCACCAAUCACAAAGCUCUUCCCCGAGAUGAGAAAGAUGGAAAGGAGUCUAAGAACCACUCCCCGAAGAAGUUCAGAUCAUUCCGCUCAGCGCCGCACCAAUCAAUCCACGCAAAAAUUCAAGAGACCAAGGCAUUAGAACGAUCUCCUCAUAAGACCUCGCCGCAGAAGCAAAGAAAGAAGCUGCAGGGAUACAGCUUCGAUGAAGGUGCUACCCAAGAUGGCGCGAAAACGGAGUCUUCGUUCCGGUCGCCACGGCGGCGGCCGCGCUCGGCCGACCCCGCGCCCGUCGCUCGCGCUUCGCACGAGCCGCGCCCGCACAAACCGCAAGGUUUGCCGUUGGGUAGUAAUAGAGUUAGGUCGACAUCGAGGGGUGGACGGUCGCCCUCGGCACCGAGCAAAAGUGGGACAGGGGUGGGAAUUAAUGAGACAAAUGGGGCAAUUGAGACACCAGAACGGGCCCGACGCAGUCGCAGCAUUUCAAAAGUGGGCAUUAAAUUGGAAGAUGAGAUAACAUCUCAUCGCAGCGCUUCUGUCGCUAAGGACCAUUUCUUUGACGACUCUCCCGUGGUAAAGUCGCCUCCGGAGCCCACCCGGGUCAAAUCUCCGGAGCAAAUGAACAUGCGUUCUCCAGAUCCGGUCAACUGGACCGUGCCCCUGGACACCGGCAAGACGUUCACCGUUACGCAAAACGUCAAAAGCGAUGAGAGUGUAAAGCGCCCUAGCUCUGAGUUUAAGGGUGGCUCCGUGGCCGAUGAAGGUCCCGCUCUGAAGCCGGCAGAAAUCGCUCCAAUACAUCACCAGCAGAUGUCUCCGAUUCGAUCGCUGAAAAAAAGCGAGUCGCCAACAAGCCUGAGCAAACGCACGGAUAAAACUCCCACAACCCCUAUAAGCCUCACUCCAAUUGACGAAACAAAGGCCUUGGAUAUGAAUAAUGUAAAUGGCAUUAACGGCGUCAACAGUAACCAAUUAACACCUGAGACACCGAUACAAGAAACUAUAAAAGAAAAAGAGGUCAUCAAAAAAGCUAUUGAGGCUACUCAGAAAGCACCAGGUGUGGUGGACACUACCGUUGUCAAUGAAACGCCCAACACUGGUGGAUUGACAGCAGCUGAGGUCCUUGACAGGGCUCGUAACAGAUUCGAUAAGUUCUGGGGAAAGAAAGAAGAAGACACUGUUUAA
This is a messenger RNA of Parnassius apollo (apollo), 2352 nucleotides long. NCBI's taxonomy places the organism in Eukaryota, Metazoa, Arthropoda, Insecta, Lepidoptera, Papilionidae. The record is from the annotation of a GenBank genome assembly.